AUGUUAGAGAUUUUUAUUUGUUUCAACAUGGAAAAAAGAGAAGAAGUAACUAGUGAUGUUAAAAUUAUACUUGUAACAGGAGGGGUUAUAUCCGGAGUUGGAAAAGGAAUUAUUUCAUCAUCAUUAGGUGUACUUUUGAAAGCUAAUGGAUAUCGUGUCUCAGCUAUAAAAAUUGACCCAUAUAUUAAUAUUGAUGCUGGAACUUUUUCUCCCCUAGAACAUGGUGAAGUUUAUGUUCUUGAUGAUGGUGCAGAAGUUGAUUUAGAUCUUGGUAAUUAUGAACGUUUUCUUAAUGUGCGCCUUCGUCGUGAUAACAAUAUUACAACAGGUAAAAUAUAUAGGCAUGUUAUUGAUAAAGAAAGAAGAGGAGAUUAUCUUGGAAAAACUGUACAAACUAUUCCUCAUAUAACUGAAGCCAUUUCAAAUUGGGUUGAAAGAGUUGCCCAAAUUCCAGUUGAUGGUAGUCAUGAUAAACCACAUGUUUGUAUUGUAGAAUUAGGUGGAACAAUUGGUGAUAUUGAAGGUAUGCCAUUUGUAGCUGCUUUUGAAAAAUAUCAAAGACCACGUCUUAGAAAACGUUUUAUGACUGUUCAUGUAUCAUUAGUUAUUGCACCAAAAAGUACUGGAGAACCAAAGACAAAACCAAUGCAAAAUAGUAUUAAAAAUCUUAGAACAGCUGGUUUAACUCCAGAUCUUAUUAUAUGUCGUAGUGAAAAAAAAUUAACAGAAGAUUUAAAAAAUAAAAUUUGUGAAUUUGGUUUAGUUGAUUCAGAUCAGGUAGUUGGUGUACAUGAUUGUAAAAAUAUUUAUCAAGUUCCAAUUUUAUUACAAAGUCAGGGUGUAAUUGAUCUUAUUAAGAAACGCCUUCAUUUAGGUCUUCCAAAUAAAGAAGCUAUGUUAGCUGCUGUUCCAAAUAUGUUUCAAUGGUUUGAGUUUUCAAAUAUUGUUGAUUCAUUUAAAGAAGUUGUUAAUAUUGCUUUAGUUGGAAAAUAUGUUAAAAUAGAAGAUGCCUAUACAUCUGUUAAUAAAGCACUAGAACAUGCCGCUACACAUGCAAAAAGAAAUGUCAAGAUUCAUUUUAUUCAGGCACAGGAUCUUGAAAUUGAAACAGAUGAAAAGACAAGAAAAGCAGCAUGGGAUAAAAUUAAAGGUUGCCAAGGAAUUAUUGUACCAGGAGGUUUUGGAAAACGUGGAAUUGAAGGAAAAAUUUUGGCUUGUCAAUAUGCACGUGAAAAUAAAGUACCAUUUCUUGGUGUUUGUCUUGGUAUGCAAUGUGCAGCUGUUGAAUUUGCUAGAAAUGUUCUUGGAAUUAAAGAUGCUAACUCAUCAGAAUUUGAUAAAGAUAUACCAUUUGAAAAUCAGGUAAUUAUUGAUAUGCCAGAACAUGUAGGAGAUAAUGUUGACAUGGGAGGAACAAUGAGAUUAGGUUUAAGGACUACAGUCUUUUUGACAGAAAAUUGUAAACUUAAAAAAUUAUAUAAAUCUUUAGUAAUUGAGGAAAGACAUCGUCAUAGGUAUGAAGUAAAUCCUGCUCUUGUUCCAAGACUCUCUGAAGCUGGUUUAUUAUUUGUAGGUAUGGGAGUUGAUGAAUCUAGUAAUAUUGAUGAUGUUCAAAGAAGAACUGCAUCAGCAAAUAAUCUCAUUGAAAUGGCUACAUCAUAUCAAUCCGGUAAUCUUUUACAAGCAAUAAAUCAACUCUGUACCAGAGGUGGUAAUGGUGUCUCAAAAACUGCUGUACGUAUGGAAAUAUUAGAAAUAAAAGAUCAUCCAUAUUUUGUUGGAUGUCAAUAUCAUCCAGAAUAUCUUUCACAUCCAAUAACUCCAUCACCACCAUUCCUUGGUUUAUUGUUAGCAGCUUCAGGGCAAAUUGAAGGAUAUUUAAGUGGUGAAAAAAUCCCUACUCCAAUAAAAAAUUUAUCAAGAAAAGAAAGUAAGGAAAAUUCUUUUUCUGAAAAUUCUGAAACGCACUUUUACUAG
Messenger RNA from Strongyloides ratti, 1977 nucleotides. Its product is annotated as CTP synthase 2. Gene Ontology annotation, biological process: CTP biosynthetic process; pyrimidine nucleobase biosynthetic process. Gene Ontology annotation, cellular component: cytoophidium; cytoplasm. The coding region runs from base 1 to 1977 and encodes 658 amino acids. Gene Ontology annotation, molecular function: identical protein binding; CTP synthase activity. The transcript is spliced from 2 exons. The record is from RefSeq and is a predicted model, not a curated record. Lineage: Eukaryota; Metazoa; Nematoda; Chromadorea; Rhabditida; Strongyloididae.